Messenger RNA from Lotus japonicus, 1278 nucleotides. RefSeq lists its product as uncharacterized. The record is from RefSeq and is a predicted model, not a curated record. Lineage: Eukaryota; Viridiplantae; Streptophyta; Magnoliopsida; Fabales; Fabaceae. Bases 1 to 1278 code for a protein of 425 amino acids. The transcript has a single exon.
AUGCAGAACGUCGAUAACAUCAGUCAACGAAAUGAGUAUCUCCAAGAACAACUCGAGCUCUUUCGCCACGAGCAGCAAGAUGAAGGCGUGCACGAGGCCGAAGUGGUUGCUGAGUUUGAACCUUUCUCGGCAGAGGUGCAAGAAGUCGCCUUUCCAGAUAACAUGAAGAACCUAGUGUUGGAAUCCUACAGCGGCAGAAUCGAUUCGAAGGAUCACCUUCUAUACUUCAACACAAAAAUUGUGAUCAGUCCAGCGUCAGAUGCGGUCAAGUGCAGGAUGUUUCCUUCUACCUUCAAGAGUAUGGCGAUGGCGUGGUGUACAACCUUUCCUCGCGGAUCAAUCACGAACUUCCGUGACUUCUCAUCAAAAUUCUUGAUCCAAUUCUCGGCGAGAAAAGUCAGGCUAGUAAUGAUUGACAAUCUAUACAAUUUGCGUCAGUUUGAAGGAGAAACACUGAAACAGUACAUGGCUCGCUACAACGCCACGUCUGUAAAGAUCGAGGACUCCGAGCCGUGCACCUAUGCCUUGGAAUUCAAGAAUGGACUGUUGCCUGGCUCGCUGAACAGUAAGCUGAGUGGGAAGCCAGCCAGGUCUAUGGUGGAGAUACGAGCUCGAGCAAACACGUACAUUCUUGACGAGGAAGAUGACGCGUUCAAGCGGAGGCAUGCAAAGAAGGAAGGUGACGGUGCUCUGGAGAAACAAGCAGGAAAGGAAAGGCGUAGCGAAGAAAAAGGCAUAGGAAGCAAGCACAGGGAGAAGAAGGGGAAGUCACUGGCGAAGUUUGUUAAGGAACAGCUGUACCUGCGGUGGGAGGCUUUAGAUCAUCGCCGGCCGUGGCAGCCACAUGGAUCUCACCGGUGGGAGGAGGACAUGGAGCUCAACACACAUUUGACAGAUAUUCUACGAGAGGUGAAGGCCACACACAUGGUUGGAGAAUCCGACCAGAGGGAACCCCCACCACGCAGCGGGAUCGACAAAACCAAGUGGUGUGAGGACCACCGGUCGGUGGGCCAUGACACAGAUGAUUUCUUCACCCUACAGAGGGAGAUAGAAAAGCUGAUCAAAUUGGGGCGGCUGAAGCAGUAUGAUCGAGGAGGCCGCCAACAGGGAGAUCGACAGCAAGGAAACCGCGACAGGGAGACCGCCAGCAAGGAGAUCGCCAACAAGGGAACCGUCAGCCGGCAGCGAAGAAAGAUCAAAACGAAACGUUGGCGACCGGAAGGGGAGGAGCUGAAGAAACCUUCAACAAGGAAAUGGAGCCGGUGGUCGGCACCAUAA